Wasmannia auropunctata (little fire ant) is the source of this 2886-nucleotide messenger RNA. It is a transcript of the gene Septin4, whose product is annotated as septin-2. Gene Ontology annotation, molecular function: GTP binding; GTPase activity; molecular adaptor activity. Lineage: Eukaryota; Metazoa; Arthropoda; Insecta; Hymenoptera; Formicidae. The coding region runs from base 494 to 1576 and encodes 360 amino acids. Gene Ontology annotation, cellular component: microtubule cytoskeleton; cell division site; septin complex. The record is from RefSeq and is a predicted model, not a curated record. Gene Ontology annotation, biological process: regulation of exocytosis; cytoskeleton-dependent cytokinesis. The transcript has 9 exons.
GCGAUCGCUGCGUGAAGCCGCCGCCGGCCGCAGCAUCGCGUCAUCGGUCAGGCUUAACAGAUGUCGGACAAUCAAUUCCGUUCUUCCGUCUAUAACCAUUAGCGGGACGCGUCGGGCGUUGAUAACAUUGCUAUUUAUUCUGCGCGCAACACACGCGCCCGGCUCUCUCGGGCUUAACCUCUUCGCAGCGCGGCGUGCAGCCCGGAAGAAUGCAUCAUAGGAGCACGACCGACUAUUGAUCGGUCGGUCGACAGUGCGCCAGCGCAAGUCGAGGCCGCACAGGCCGGACGGAGAGAGGCAUUCAUGAGGCGCGAGCCACCCUCGGUCCCUUAGUGCGUUUGGUCGACAUUUGGCUGCCGUUAUGCUCGUCGCACGGGUGCGCCCUUAGAUGCUGCCAUAAUGUCCGGUGUAAGACAGGGAUUAUAUCGGCUUCGCGACGCUGCCGGAGCAAGUGCACCGGAAGUCGGUGAAGAGAGGCUUCGAAUUCACGCUGAUGGUGUUGGGUGAGACCGGUCUCGGCAAGUCGACGCUCAUAAACAGCCUCUUCCUCGGGGACCUGUACAAAGACCGGCGGAUUCCGGAUGCGGCGGAACGGGUGGCUAAGACCACUUCUAUCGAGAAAAAGACAAUGGAUAUAGAGGAGCGUGGCGUUCGGCUCCGCUUAACGAUCGUAGAUACGCCAGGAUUCGGCGAUGCGGUAAAUUGCGAGGACACGUGGAAAGCGUGCUCGGCUUACAUCGACGAGCAAUUCCGCCAAUAUUUCACGGACGAAAGCGGAUUAAAUAGGAAAAAUAUUCAAGAUAACAGGGUACACUGUUGUCUGUACUUUAUACCACCGUACGGCCACGGCCUGAGGCAGAUUGAUCUCGAGGUGCUAAGGCGCUUACAUCGAAAAGUUAACGUCGUUCCCGUAAUAGCGAAAGCGGAUACUUUAACGACUCACGAGGUGAAAAAGCUGAAGGAGCGCAUUUUGGCGGACAUCGAGGAACACGAGAUUCAGAUAUAUCAAUUCCCGGAUUGCGACAGCGACGAGGAUGAAGAAUUCAAGCAGCAGGAUAAGGAGCUGAAAGCCUGUAUACCGUUCGCGGUCGUCGGCAGUUCGACGGUGCUGGAGGUCGCCGGAAGGAAAGUCCGAGGAAGACAAUAUCCGUGGGGCGUAGUGGAAGUCGAGAACCCGAAGCACAGUGACUUCGUCAAACUAAGGACGAUGCUAAUAUCGACGCACAUGCAGGAUCUAAAGGACGUCACGCAAGACGUUCACUAUGAGAACUUUCGGGCCCAAUGUAUUUCUCAAAUUUCGCAGCAAGCGAUCCGGGAACGGAGGUAUUUACGCAUCAAACUGAAAAGAGAUUCCGGACCGCACUUCGAGAACAGUAUAUCCGACACGGACAGGCUUCUUUUGCAGAAAGAUGAGGAGAUACGAAGGAUGCAAGAUAUCUUGGCGCAGAUGCAAGAGAAACUCAAAGCGACUGGUCAGGUCGGCGGCGGCGGACUACGAGGUCGCGUGGGUAGCCUCGGCAAUGAUCUCGAUUCCGCGGACGUGGAGAAGAAACGUAACAGUAUUAUAGACGUUUGAAGCGUAGAUCACUCGCGGAAUGUACAUCUGGGAUAUGGGGUUUACCCUCCCGAGAGAUCUGUACGAUAUUUCGUACGACUUCAAAUUUCUCGAUGCAUUAAAAUUUUCGAAACUGUAGCGUUAGUACGAAUUAUCUGCGUUCGAGAUUAUAUCUAAACAUUUUAAAUUACAUUUGCCUCUAUUCUAUGAUAAAACAAAAUUAAACUUAAUUAAAAUUCAAGUAAAAUAAAUUUGCCUCUAUCUACGAUAGAAUUAGGUAAUUAUUAUUAAGUAGUUAAUUUCUUCUCAAUCACACGUGCUUAUCUUUUGUCACCGUUCGUUAAGGACAGACAAAGGCCGUGUUCGAGAAUUCACUGCCAGCGAAAAUCUACAGUGCAUAUAGCAAUCUAUAUUAGAUUUUCAGCACUGGCAAUGAAUUUUUUAGUACAGCCAGAGUAUAGAAUUGCCAAAGAUUCACUAAAUGCUUAUCCGCCAAAUAUUCGAUCAAAUCGAGAAAGCUUGUACAGAUCUGUCGACUGUACUCCGCUAACGUCAGUGAUACGUGAUAUCGGAAUGUAUUUUAUACUCAACACGUAUAGUUAAUUUAUACAAACAGCAGACAGCAAAUAGCAAGCAGCUAGCGUAAUCUUAUAAAAAAAACGAUCGAAAGAUAUGCAAGGUGUAUCUUAAAUAAUGCCCACUAAUUAUAUAGCAUUAUUUCUUAUUGAAAUUGAGUCGACAAGUCCUUUUUUCUUUCAAUGCUUAAUAAAACAGUAAUUAUUGCAGUAGUGAUCACUUUAUUGAGUAGAAAAAAAAUAAUUCACGACUUUUCGAUUCAGUUUUUUACGAGAAAUAACGCUACAUAAUUAGUGGGCGUUAUUUAAAAUUACAUCUUGUAUAUAUGUAUGUAUACAUCGAGCAUUCACGUUGCAUAACGGACGUAAAACUGAUCGCACAAGCAGUGAAAUCAGCACAGGAAGAAUUCUUCCGUUCUAUUUGCUGUUUAACCAAGAUCUAUAGUCCCGAGUGUAUGCCAAAGAAUUGCGAAGGGUAUUAUUAAUUAGAAUUAACUACAAAAUCUAAAUAUAAUAAACGCACAAUAAUCCCAUAAUUAUAAUAUAGAAUUAAAUAAAAAGAGUGAGAUGCGAGAGAAAUUCAAUUGUCGGAGAAACCAAAGAUAUCCGCAUUAGCACAGUCACUACUUUAUUGACUUUUUAAUUUUAUAAUCCAUUAGGUGUGUAUUUUAAGUUUUUUUCUUGUGCAGAGAAGGAAUGUGUAGAUGUUUUGUAACAAUAAAUAUGCCGUAACAAUAAAUGAUACGGUCAACUCGA